This is a messenger RNA of Dioscorea cayenensis subsp. rotundata (Guinea yam), 2474 nucleotides long. Its product is annotated as pentatricopeptide repeat-containing protein At3g26782, mitochondrial-like. Gene Ontology annotation, molecular function: RNA binding; zinc ion binding; protein binding. The record is from RefSeq and is a predicted model, not a curated record. Gene Ontology annotation, biological process: RNA modification. NCBI's taxonomy places the organism in Eukaryota, Viridiplantae, Streptophyta, Magnoliopsida, Dioscoreales, Dioscoreaceae. The transcript is spliced from 3 exons. The coding region runs from base 5 to 1891 and encodes 628 amino acids.
UUCAAUGGUUUUUCAAAGAGUCGUUGGUUUUCGCGCGCUCUACAACGGCUCAUCGCGGGAGCCAUGCGCGUCGUGGAACUUGGCCAUUCGGCGCGCCGCUGACACCGGCGCACCCGCGCGGGUGCUGGAACUCUACCGGCGGAUGCGGGCUGAGAACGUGCCGCCGGACGGCCACACUCUCCCACCGGUAAUCAAGGCCUGCGCCCAGCUACGUGACCUCUCCGCCGGCACUGAGCUCCACCGAGAUGCCGCACAACUUGGUGUCCUCCCGAACCUCAUCGUCUCCAACUCCCUUAUCUCCAUGUACUCCAAAUGCGGCUGCUUUGAUCUCUCAAACAAAGUGUUUGAUGAAAUGCGUGAGAGAAAUGUGGUCUCUUGGAGCUCCAUGAUUGGUGCCUGUGCACAACAUGGACGUCCAACCAUGGCAUUGUUCCUCUUCAAGAAAAUGAUUUUGGAGAGAAUCAGACCCAAUAGACCCACUUUCUUGAACUUGAUACCUUGUGUCUCUCAGGUAGAGGAUGCUGAUGAAUUGAUUCGGUUUAUUGUGGAGGAAUGCCUUGAUUCAGAUUUGUUCAUCAAGAAUGCUGCAGUGUUGAUGUAUUCGCGCUGCGGUAGGAUUGGGAUUGCACGGAGGUUGUUUGAUGGGAUUGAAAACAAAGAUUUGUUCUCGUGGAGUGCAAUGAUCGAAGCUUUUACAAAUGCUGAUAUGUUUGACGAGACUUUGAAGGUUCUCAGACAGAUGAUGGCUCAAUGUGUUGAUCCAGAUUAUGUUACCGUGCUUGGGAUCAUUGGUGCUUGUUCGAAGUCGACUUUGUCUUCACUUAGGCAAGCAAAAUUCAUUCAUCGGUUUGUUGUGAGACAUUCUUUUGAGCAGAAUUUAAUGGUGGGGACAUCAUUGAUUGAUAUGUAUGUGAAGCGAGGGAGUUUGGAAAGCGCUCGUCGGGUCUUUGAUCAGAUGCAAGAGAGGAAUUUGGUUACUUGGAGUACAAUGAUAUCUGGUUAUGGAAUGCAUGGGAAAGGAGAAGAUGCUCUUGAGCUCUUUUAUCACAUGAAGCAUUUCUUCAGACCAGACCAUAUUGUGUUUGUGUCUGUGUUAUCAGCUUGCAGCCAUGCAGGCUUGAUUGAAGGAGGAUGGCAGUGCUUUAAUUCAAUGACUAGAGAGUUUGGUAUUGUCCCUAGAGCUGAACAUUACGCGUGUAUGGUUGAUCUCUUAGGAAGAGCUGGGAAGCUCAAAGAAGCUCGAGAAUUUAUCGAACAGAUGCCAAUAAAACCAGAUUCAUCUGUGUGGGGAUCACUACUUGGUGCUUGUAGAAUACAUCCAAAUGUUGAGCUAGCAGGACUUGCAGCCAGGUCACUCUUUGAAUUGGAUUCUAAGAACCCUGGCCGAUACAUUUGUUUGUCGAACAUUUAUACUUCUCUAGGGAAGAUUGACGAAGCAAAUCAGAUUAGGAACUUGAUGAGGAGGAGAGGAGUGAAGAAGACAGAUGGUUAUAGUGUUGUAGAGGUGAAGAACAAGGUUUACAAGUUCGUAGUUGGUGAUCAGAUGAAUCCACAAUCCAAACUGAUUUACAGGGAGCUAGCGAUACUGAUGGACAGGAUAAGAGAAGAAGGUUAUGUUCCAAAUACUAACUUUGCACUACAUGAUGUAGAGGAGGAGACAAAAGAGACAUCGUUAUAUGUACACAGUGAGAAGCUUGCAAUUGUUUUUGGGCUAAUGAAUUCAGCACCUGAUUGUGAUAUCAGGAUCCAUAAGAACCUGAGGGUUUGUGGAGAUUGUCAUACUGCAUCCAAGUUCAUUUCUAAGGUAACACAGAGGAGGAUAGUGAUGAGAGACUCUCAUAGGUUUCAUCAUUUUAGCAAUGGAAUGUGCUCUUGUGGGGAUUACUGGUGAAGGCUGUCCUAAUGGACCUGUUCCUAUCAUGCAUAAAUCACAAUAGAAAGAGAAUAAUGCCUGAAAGAGCCUUACACAUGGGACCAGAACUCAAUGAGUAUAUUUCUUUGGUAAAUGAAAUGAGUGAGCAACUGAUUGAUCCUUAAGUCAAAGUUAUGGUGGAACAUGCCAAUCAGUGCCUGACUGUUGAAUUGAAUUGGUCGAGGAUAAAUUUGUACAAGCUGAAUGACUGAUUACUGAUAUGAACAUCAAUCUGAUCAAAAUCCACCAAUUUUUGCUUUUUCUGUCUGGAAUUGGAUGUGAAGAAUAUCUAAACUUCUUUUCCUAUCUAGCAUCUACUGAAGCAGGACAUCCUCCAUGGCUGUAAGAUGUACGUCAAGCAUGACUUCUCCAAUCCUUCAUGUCAACUUCAAGACCCCUUCUCAACAGGUAGAUUUACAUGCAUUAAACUUACAGUAUGAGAACACAAACAAUACAUCCUUUUGAUCAAAAUACAAAUCAAUGCAUACAUGCAUGAAGUAAUUAGAUAUUCAGUUUAUAGACAAACAGAGCAACAACAAGCACAAUUGCACAUACCUACUGA